AUGGUGAGUAUUCAACACUGCGCCUGCGCCACGUUCAGGUCCUCGGCGACCCUAGUGCGAAGGCCCCUCCGCUCCGCCUUUGGGCUGUCUCACCAUAUUGGGUUGAAGCCAAGUUGUCUGGGCGGAGUCCUAGAGGUGCGGGUGCGGAGGCGGGAAGUCUUUCCAGUUUCUCAAAAGAGCUUGGACCAUGUGUUGAGCACGAAUGGAGGCAAGCGUAUUUCAGUCAUUGUCGCUGGGGCAGCAAAGGAGUCACUGUAUGCCCAACCCGGAAAAUCCACGGUGUUCUUCAUCCACCAGAGCAAAGGAUUUGUUACGGUGGCCUUGACCCACGCUGCCAGUUUGGUCGCAGUAUUUUCUUUUGGUGAAAGUGAACUAUUUAAACAAAUUAGCAACCCUGAAGGCUCAUGGCUUCGAACUGUACCAGACUAAAUGCUGAAAUGAAUGGGGUUCCAGUACAGCUUUGGCCUGAUGCCCUAUUGGAAAUCCAUCUACGCUGUUAUUGGCCGCCCCAUCCCUGCUCAACAGACCCUGUACCCGACCCCGCAGCAGACUGAGGAGCUGCCCCCGACCUCCAUGAGGGAGCUGAGACUAGUCAAUGAGCACAAACGGAAGUAUGGUAUUCCAGAGCCCCAAACUCUGGUUUUUAAAUGA
Messenger RNA from Psammomys obesus (fat sand rat), 651 nucleotides. It is a transcript of the gene Mogat1, whose product is annotated as monoacylglycerol O-acyltransferase 1. NCBI's taxonomy places the organism in Eukaryota, Metazoa, Chordata, Mammalia, Rodentia, Muridae. Gene Ontology annotation, cellular component: endoplasmic reticulum membrane. Gene Ontology annotation, molecular function: diacylglycerol O-acyltransferase activity. The record is from RefSeq and is a predicted model, not a curated record. Gene Ontology annotation, biological process: triglyceride biosynthetic process; diacylglycerol biosynthetic process.